This is a messenger RNA of Linnemannia hyalina, 3420 nucleotides long. The record is from the annotation of a GenBank genome assembly. NCBI's taxonomy places the organism in Eukaryota, Fungi, Mortierellomycota, Mortierellomycetes, Mortierellales, Mortierellaceae.
AUGCGACCUGCCCCCGCUCAGGCGCCCCAUCCAGGACAAGGAUUCAGACCCCAGCAACAACACCCAGGCCAGCAGCAGCAGCAGUACCCUUCAAGGCCAGGAACCCCAGGACAGCAGGGCGGACCCCCAGGAGGUGUCCCACCCAUGGGCUACAGACCCCCGGCCAAUGGAGGCCAUCCCGGACAGAACUUUGUUCCCAGACCCGGCAUGAAUGGACCUGGACCUCGUCCUCCUCAUCCUCAGGAUCCCAACCACCCUAUGAACCAGCAACAAAUCAGAAGACCUUCUGCUGGCGGCGCGUCCUUACCACCAUCACCCUCGAUCCAGCGUCCACCCAUGCCCAUGGGAGGCCAGAUGCAGAACGGUUCGCCACUUCAGAGACCUCCUCCUCUUGGAGGCGUUCAACGCGCUCCUUCACCCAUGAUGCGUCCUGCCAUGGUCCAGCCCGGAUCGCCUGGUAUGCCUAGGCCUUUCCAGUCGCCCCAGAUCCAGGCAAGACCUCCUCCACAGCAGUUCAUGGGUCAGGGACAGAACACUGCUCCAGGCUCUCCUGCCAUGAACCCAAUGGGAUACAACGCCGGUGGACCACCACCCAUCGGAUCAAUGGGCCAUCCUGGACAGAACCAGAGCCAGCCUCCUACACCAAAGAUGCCAUUCCAGCAACAGCAACAGCACCCAUCUCAACCACCACUUCAGCAUCAGCAACAGCAACAGCAGCAGCAGCCUCUUCAGUCCCAGGAUCCCGGAGUUCCAGCACUUGGCCAACCUACACCUGUUGGCGGAGGAUCUCACAAGCCAAAGCGCAUGUACCCAACAGCCCAGUCUGACUCUUUCCAGGAAGCCGCAGCCCCAGCAUACGACAACGGACUCAAUGGAGGAUUUCAGCCUGCUCCUGUUUCUGGAGUUCCUGCUGCUCAAGGUUUUGGCGGAAACCAGAUGCCACCAGGCGGUCAGCAAGGAUCUCAGUUCUUUGUGCCUGGAGAGAAGCCAGGUCCCACCUUUGGCCAGUCCGUGCCAGCCUACCAGCAAGGACUCCAGCCUCUUGCAGGACAGCCUCUCCAGCCCAACGUGAACCAGCUCACCAACCAGAUGGGAGGCAUGAAUGUCGGAUCUGGCUAUGGAUUUAACAACGCUCAGGGUGGCGCCUCGCUUUCGACUGUUGCCUUGAUGGGUGUCGCUCCCAAGAUUCUCGACCUUGAAGCCCCUCCUCCCACUAUCAACCUCCCCGCCAACUCGUCGAUCACUCAGUCUCCUCACGCCAACUGUGAUCCAUCGUACAAGCGAUCAACAUUGAACGCCAUUCCCAACGACUCCAACCUUUUGAAGAAGUCGCGUCUUCCAUUCGGUCUUGUCAUCACUCCCUACCGCAGUGUCAAGGAAGGCGAUGAACCUGUGCCUGUUGUGACCGACGCCAUCAUUGCGCGCUGCCGUCGUUGCAGAACCUACAUCAACCCUUUUGUCAAGUUUGUUGAGGGCGGACAGCGCUGGAAGUUUCCCUCAUCAUUCGAUUACGACUCUCAGACUCAGCAACCUGUUGACAGAUGGCAGCGCAAGGAAUUGAACCAUGCAGUCGUGGAGUACAUAGCGCCUACAGAGUACAUGGUCCGACCCCCUCAACCCCUCGUCUACUUGUUCGUCAUUGACGUCUCGUACCCUGCUAUUCAGUGCGGUAUGGUUGCAACAGCUGCCACCACUAUACUGGAAUCGUUGGACCGCAUCCCCAACGAUGAGGGCCGUACUAAGAUUGGUAUCAUUACUGUCGACAGCUCCAUCCACUUUUACAACCUCAACAACGAGUCGGGCGAGCCCAAGAUGUUGGUAGUUUCGGAUCUGGAGGACCCCUUCUUGCCCCAGCCCGAGGAUUUGUUGUGCAACUUGAGCGAGUGCCGCCCUACUCUGGAGGCACUUUUGAACAGAAUGAACGAGAUGUUCAAGGACACCCAGAACGUCGGCAAUGCAUUGGGGCCAGCUCUGCAGUCGGCCUACAAGCUUGUUUCGCCCAUUGGAGGCAAGAUCUUGUGCUUGCAGGCCAGCUUACCCAACCUUGAGGCUGGAGCUCUCAAGAUGAGAGAGGACCCCAAGUUGCUUGGUACAUCCAAGGAGUCGACGUUGUUACAGUCUUCAAACUCUUUCUACAAAACUCUGGCCAUCGACUGUUCAAAGUCCCAAGUCUGUGUGGAUAUGUUCCUCUUUGGAUCCCAGUACUCGGACGUUGCCACCCUCAGCUGUCUUCCUCGUUUCACCGGAGGAAAUACAUUUUUCUACCCAGCAUUCACAGCAGCAAAGUCGGAGGAUGCACUCAAGUUUGCUCACGAACUGGCAGAGUUUGUUUCGCAGAGGAUUGCGUUGGAGGCUGUAAUGAGAGUUCGUGCAUCAAAGGGACUCAGGAUGUCGGCCUUUUACGGAAACUUUUUCGUUCGCUCGACCGAUUUACUGUCGUUGCCCAACGUCCCUCGCGACCAAUCCUACUCCAUUGAGGUCAGCUACGAGGACAACAUUCACAUCCCCAUCGUCUGCUUUCAGACCGCUCUUUUGCACACUUCGUCUUCUGGCGAGCGCCGUAUUCGUGUGUUGACGUUGGCUAUCCCUGUUACCACCAGCUUGUCGGAUGUGUAUUUGUCGGCAGAUCAGGUUGCUAUUGCGACAUUGUUGGCGAACAAGGCUGUCGAGCGCGGUAUGAAUUCCAAGCUGGACGAUGCCCGCGACGCAUUGACCAACAAGUGCGUGGAUAUCUUGGGCGUGUACAAGACCCAUAUGACUGCCUCGUCUUCUGGAGCCACGCCCAACCUUCAGAUCUGCGACAACCUCAAGCUCUUGCCCCUCUUGACCUUGGGAAUGCUGAAGCAUGUCGCUCUUCGUGGAGGCUCUCAGAUUCCUUCAGAUCUUCGGUCGUACGCUAUGCAUCUGUUCUCAACUUUGCCCUCGCAAUGCUUGAUCCCCUAUAUCCAUCCCAAGUUCUACUCACUUCAUAACAUGCCUGAAAACUGCGGCACGAUUGGCCAGAACGGCAUUGAGAUGCCCAUGGCAAUGAACUUGAGCAGCGAACGUCUCGAGCGCGGAGGACUGUUCCUGCUGGAAGACUCGCAGAACAUUUUCUUGUGGAUCGGUCGUGAUGCCGUUCCUCAGUUGUGCCUCGAUCUCUUUGGUGUCCCCAAUUACGAGAGCAUUCGCGGCGGCAAGACGACGCUGCCUUCACUGGAGACGGAUUUCAACCAGCGUGUGAACUUGAUUGUGGCAAAGACCCGGGAGAUGCGUAGAUCGUCGUAUUACCCACAGUUGUAUGUGAUCAAGGAGGAUGGCGACCCAGCGCUCCGUCUCUGGUUCCUGAGCCACUUGAUUGAGGACCGUGCCGAGCCUGUCAUGAGCUACCACCAAUACCUUGGCCACCUCAAGGACAAGGUCAACAGCGGAUCGUUUUAA